Ochotona princeps (American pika) is the source of this 1092-nucleotide messenger RNA. RefSeq names its product dolichyl-phosphate mannosyltransferase subunit 1, catalytic (gene DPM1). The coding region runs from base 53 to 835 and encodes 260 amino acids. The transcript has 9 exons. Gene Ontology annotation, biological process: protein O-linked glycosylation via mannose; GPI anchor biosynthetic process. Lineage: Eukaryota; Metazoa; Chordata; Mammalia; Lagomorpha; Ochotonidae. Gene Ontology annotation, cellular component: endoplasmic reticulum membrane. The record is from RefSeq and is a predicted model, not a curated record. Gene Ontology annotation, molecular function: dolichyl-phosphate beta-D-mannosyltransferase activity.
CUCUGGGCUGCGUUAACGUCAUUCUUCUUCCGGCGCCUCGCGCAGUUCCGCCAUGGCCUCCGCGGAAGGGAGUCGGACGCUGCCCGGUUCCGGGCGAACGGCGGGGAGUCGCGCCGGGCCGGGGGACAAGUACUCGGUGCUUCUGCCGACGUACAACGAGCGCGAGAACUUGCCGCUCAUCGUGUGGCUGCUGGUGAAGAGCUUCUCCGAGAGCGAAAUCAACUAUGAAGUUAUAAUCAUAGAUGAUGGGAGCCCGGAUGGAACGAGGGAAGUUGCUGAACAGCUGGAGAAAAUCUACGGGUCAGACAAGAUUCUUCUGAGGCCUCGAGAGAAGAAGCUGGGACUAGGAACUGCGUACAUUCACGGAAUGAAGCAUGCUACAGGAAACUAUAUCAUUAUAAUGGAUGCUGAUCUUUCACACCAUCCAAAAUUUAUUCCUGAAUUUAUUAGGAAGCAAAAAGAAGGAAAUUUUGAUAUUGUCUCUGGAACUCGCUAUAAAGGAAAUGGAGGUGUAUAUGGGUGGGAUUUGAAAAGAAAAUUAAUAAGCCGUGGGGCCAAUUUUAUCACUCAGGUUUUACUGAGACCAGGAGCGUCUGAUUUAACAGGAAGCUUCAGAUUAUAUCGAAAAGAGGUUCUGCAGAAAUUAAUGGAAAAAUGCGUUUCUAAAGGCUAUGUCUUCCAGAUGGAGAUGAUUGUCCGAGCGAGACAGCUGAAGUACACCCUUGGUGAGGUUCCAAUAUCAUUUGUGGAUCGUGUUUAUGGUGAAUCCAAGUUGGGAGGAAAUGAGAUAGUCUCUUUCUUGAAAGGAUUAUUGACUCUUUUUGCAACUACAUGAAAGUUACUCUUUUAUGCUUAUCAUGUCCACUUCAAUUUAAACAUGAAAGAAUCCUGGUCACUGAUGUUUAUAAAAUGUACUCUUAGAGCAUAAACGAUAAGGUAAGGUAAAAUCCAUGCAGAUCUGUUCUGGAGAAAGUCCAUUUUAUAUUUCAAAUUAAAUAAUUUCAAAGUUACUGGUUGAAUGAGCAGUGGUCUCAACUUUGCUUUGUGUUUCGCUAUAUUAAGAUCUAUGAAUAAAUACAUAUGGAUUUUUUU